GUCUAACUUUGUUCUCAGCCACAGCCAUCAUCAUCAUGUCCAAGCGCCAUUGGGUGACUUUGCCGCACGAGCGCAUCGAAGUUACAGUUGCCGCCACUGGCAACGCGUCGCUGCCCCCCGUGACCAUCAUCGAGGCUUUCGACAAGACCGUCCAGAAGCUUCCCGACAAGGGCGCACUCUUCUUCAAGACAAAGCCGGGCCAGUCGGGAUUCGACUCGUUCACAUUCACACAGUUCAGAGAGCAAGUCUACAAGGUCGCCAAGUCCAUCAUCAAGCUCGGCGUCCAAAAGUGGGAGCGUGUGGGCAUUCUCGGCUUCAACUCACCCGAGUGGUUUAUCGCCGACGUUGCGUCCGUGUAUGCCGGUUGCAUCCCGUUCGGCAUCUACACGACCAACGGCCCCGAAGCGUGCCAGUUUGUGCUCGAGUUUACAAAGUGCCCGCUUCUUGUGCUCGAAAACGCCGUCCAGCUGCGCAAAAUCCGCGAAGUUGCCAGUCAGCUGCCUCUUCUCAAAACGGUCGUUGUUUGGAGCGGCACUCCCGUCAAGGAGGCCAGCGAUCCCUGGCAAGUCCUGUCUUGGCAAGAGUUUCGCGACCUCGGCUCCGAUCUUCCCGACCAGGCCGUCUCAGAACGCACCCUGGACAUCGCCCCCGGCAACUGCGCUUGCCUCAUCUUCACCUCGGGCACCACCGGGCCACCGAAAGCGGUGAUGGUGUCGCAUGACAACUUGACCUGGGUGACGUCGGUCGUGCGAGCAGCGCUCGCCGCAGACCACAACGACUCCUGGGUCAGCUACCUGCCACUGUCGCACAUUGCUGCCAAGAUGGUCGACUUGAUGGCGUGCGUUGUGGAGGGCACUUCGGUGUACUUUGCCCAGCCAGACGCGCUGAAGGGCACGCUCGUGGACACGUUGCGCGAAGUUCGCCCGACGCUCUUCCUUGGUGUCCCGCGUGUUUGGGAGAAAAUGAUGGAGAAGCUUCAGGCGAUCGGUGCUGCCAAUUCGGGCAUCAAGAAGAAGAUUGGCACAUGGGCCAAGAAGAAGGGCGCCGCUGGGUCGCUUGCCAAACUUGAGGGCAAAAGCAAGCCGUCCGGCUGGUCGCUGGCCAACUCGCUCGUGUUCAAAAAGGUCAAGGCAGGCCUUGGUCUUGAUCGGAUGCGCGUGGCCCUGGUCGGUGCCGCUCCCAUGUCUCGCGACUGCACGCUGUACUUUAUGAGCCUUGACAUUUCCGUUUUUGAAGUGUUUGGCAUGUCCGAGUCGACGGGAUGCGUCACCUUCUCCAUCAACCACCAGUUCAAGAUUGGUGCUUGCGGGUCUCCCAUCGAGGGCGUUGAUUUGAAAAUCAACCGACCAGAUUCGGAUGGCAAUGGUGAAAUUACGUUCAAAGGCCGCAACCUGAUGAUGGGCUACCUCUUUGACGAGCCCUCGACUGUCAAGGAUAUUGAUGCAGAUGGAUUUUUCCAUACUGGCGACAUUGGCAAGCUGUUUGAUGGUACGCACCUCGGCAUCACCGGUCGUAUCAAGGAGCUCAUCAUUACCGCAGGCGGCGAGAACAUUCCACCACUGCCCAUUGAGGAGUCCAUCAAGCGCGAAUUGGCCAUCGUCAGCAACUGCAUGGUGAUUGGAGACAAGCGCAAAUUCCUGUCUUGUUUGUUGACGCUCCGAUGCCUUGUGGUGGAUGACGAGCCGACUCAGGACCUGACUCGCGAAGCGGUCGCCCUUUGCAAGGCCAUCGGCUCUGAUGCGACAACACUGCCACAGGCGAUCCGAGACCCGAAAGUGAUUGCAGCAAUCGAUGAGGCGUUUGUGCGCGUGAACAAGAAGGCAAUCUCGCACGCACACACCAUCCAGAAGUGGGUCAUUCUGCCAAACGAGCUCUCCAUUUCUGGCAAUGAGCUCGGUCCCACGCUCAAGAUGAAGCGUCGCACCAUUGCGACAAAGUACGACUCCCUCAUCGAGACUCUCUACGUCGAGUAGAAUUGUGUUUGCUUUGUUGUUACAGUACGAUGAAGGACGACUGCAGUUGUGUCUUGUUUUGUUUGUGUUUUGGCGCGAUUACAAGAUUUUUCGUUGUUUUGCUUGGAAAUCCCAAUUCCAC
Messenger RNA from Capsaspora owczarzaki ATCC 30864, 2094 nucleotides. RefSeq names its product long-chain-fatty-acid-CoA ligase ACSBG2. Lineage: Eukaryota; Filasterea; Ministeriida; Capsasporidae. Gene Ontology annotation, molecular function: long-chain fatty acid-CoA ligase activity. Gene Ontology annotation, cellular component: endoplasmic reticulum; membrane. The coding region runs from base 36 to 1973 and encodes 645 amino acids. The record is from RefSeq and is a predicted model, not a curated record. The transcript is spliced from 8 exons.